Molecule: messenger RNA, 954 nt
Organism: Caenorhabditis remanei
Lineage: Eukaryota; Metazoa; Nematoda; Chromadorea; Rhabditida; Rhabditidae
Exons: 5
Coding region: 1-954 (317 amino acids)
Source: RefSeq, a predicted model, not a curated record
AUGUUGAUAAUACAUCUAAUGGAUCCAGCUGAACGAUUUGCAUUGAGUCUCACUUCGAAACGAAUGGAAAUUGAAUUGAUAAUAUACUCCAAACAUGGAACAAUUGUCGAGAACACUGCCCAAGCAUUUCACCGUCUUCAGAACACUACGAAAUGCAAUAAAAUUCAUUUUGUUCUGCAUGUUGCACAAAUCGAGCUAUCAUUUCUCAAGGAGCUAUUCUCGAAUUUCGAAUUACAGAGCUGGUGCAAACUCUCGUUGGUUGGAAGGAAGAUUGAGGCGGAAAGUGUGAAUUUUGUUUUGAAUACGCCGACUUUCGAUAAGCAUUUCUGGUUUUUGAAUGUUGAUAUGCCAGUGGAUUUCAGACAUGUUAAUGCAUUCAAAUUUCGAAGCAAUGACUACGAAGACGCUAGAUGGGCUCGGAUGGAGGAUUUACUGGAAAUGAAAAAUGUUGAAAAUGUGUCAUUGAACAAGACAAGAUUCACUUCAAGUGAUAUUCAAAACUACAUAACCCACUGGAUAAAUAAUGAAAACGAUUUGUUUGAAUAUAUGCAGAUAAGAACUGAUGGAGAUAUCGAAUUGGGUGGAGUGUUGGAUGACUUGGUGGUAUUGGAACAUGUCAUCGAACCGGGUUCUAUAUUCUUUGUACUUGCCAAGUCUCCCUCACGUGCAUACCCUCUACUAGCAAUCAGCUAUGCUUUCAAUCUCGUUAUACUAUCUGCCUGGAGACAAGAAGAAGUAUUUAACAGUAGAUAUGGAGAUGGUUUACAGAAGUAUGAGAACACUUAUGAGAAAUUGAAGGUUUUGGAGAGGAAGAACACGUUGGAAAGGGAAAUGGAGUUGGAGGAAACUGAGAGUGCUGAGCGGAAAAAAAUGAGCAAGGAACUUGAAGUGCUGAACGAGAAGAUUUGGCGUCUUGGAGUGUAUUUUCUUAAUGGAAAAGCUGUUACUAAUUGA